GAGAGAGAGCAGUUAUAGUCAUACAAAAGAACAAAAGUGUUUAAAAGAAUCAUGAAUUAAGCUGGCACGUUUAAAUGUUUGUUUACAGAUUUAUUAGUUCUUACUUUGAUUUUCAACUAUAGCCCUAUAGCCCUAGCUGAGAUCUGCUUCUGCUGCUCAUACUGUGAUCAGCCGCCCUUCCCCCACAGCACUCUCUGAUCGCGCGCGCGCCCUUCCCCCACAGCACUGUCUCUGACUGACUCGCUGCAGAUGAGAUGAAUGAAUGAACUAACAAAAGUCUUGUGAGCUCUAGUUUACAGCAGACCUGCACGUUUUGAAUAUUCUUAUUUGUAAUUCUCUUAAAAACUUUAUGAUGUGGUGUUAUUUUAUAAAAAUAAGUGCACAUCGGGUACUUUUUGCUCUUUUAAACCAGUGCAUGUACGGACAUGCGCACUGGUUCGUAGUUUGAGGUGGGUGCUCGGUUAAAAAGUGAUCAUGUGCUCUGUCCACUAGAAAGACUAACUUCAUCACAUUUUUUUUUUUAAGUUUGAAGAAACAGUACUGUGGUUAAAACAAAUAUCAUUGCCACCAGAUAAUUUUCUAUUAGGCCAAAUAAAUGUAGUCACAAUUUCAACGUGAAAUCCAAAUACGUAACUACGUCAUUUACGCAAGUCAGCGACGGUGGUGUUUUCCCGGGAAAUGCAGACACGUGACGAUGGAACGCGCGAAACAGACGACAAACAACCCACCAGGAGGAAAGUCAUUUCAAGAAAGAAAGUCGCCAUGCUGGGAAAUAAAAGACGUAGGAAACCUCUGCAGGAUGCUGAGCAUCACAUUACCUGUAAAACUGACAAGCCUGGGCUUCGAGAGCAGUUCAUCAGCAAAUAUAAAGGGCGUGGAGUUUUCACCACUGGAGCUUUUUUCAGAGGUGAUUUUGUUCUUGAAUACAGAGGUGAACUUCUGAGUUCACAGGAGAGUCUGGACCGAACUGGACACUACACUGAAGCUGAGAACACGUUCCUGUUUGAUUUUCAGUGGCAUGGCAAAAAUUGGUGCAUGGAUGCAUCUAAAGAAGACUCGUCUUUGGGAAGACUUGCAAACGAUGAGACCAGAAAUCCUACUUGCAAAAUGAGAACCGUUGAAGUGAGCAGAAAACCUCACCUGUGUCUGUUUGCUGUACGAGACAUUCUACCAGCAGAGGAAAUCACUUACAAUUAUGGAGACUCAGAUUGGCCAUGGCGAGUCAAGCCUUUGAAUAAAGCAUCAGCAGAAUCCACUGAUAAAACGCCAGUCAGCAGUUUGCGCCUGCAUAAAUCCCCCCAUUGUGCAGCUUCUGUUUCCUCUCCUGAACUGGACAAGGUAAACAGCAAUGGUCCUCAUAAGCAGUCAGGCAAAGCAAGAACAUCAAGGAAUAAAACGAAGCAGUUCCGAUCAAGACUGUUACAGUCAUCCUCAGUCGCAUCCACAUCUGAUGCACCCUCUUCAUCGGCACCCUGUGCUUUGUUCACCUCUAUAAUGGCCUUAUCAACCUCAUGCCCUCCUGCCCUGUCCUCAUCACCGUCAACACCACCUGCGCCACCCACGUCACCUUCAACCUCGCCUGUGCAGCCCUCAUCACCUUCUCAUGCGCAGCCCUCAUCAUCCUCGCCUGCGCAGCCUUCAUCACCUUCUCAUGUGCAGCCCUCAUCGCCUUCUCAUGUGCAGCCCUCAUCAUCCUCAUCCUCGCCUGCGCAGCCCUCAUCACCUUCUCAUGUGCAGCCCUCAUCAUCCUCAUCCUCGCCUGCGCAGCCCUCAUCACCUUCUCAUGUGCAGCCCUCAUCAUCCUCAUCCUCGCCUGCGCAGCCCUCAUCACCUUCUCAUGUGCAGCCCUCAUCAUCCUCAUCCUCGCCUGCGCAGCCCUCAUCACCUUCUCAUGUGCAGCCCUCAUCAUCCUCAUCUUCUCCUGCUCCACCCUUAUCUUCACCUUGUGCUGCAUCAACACCUGUGGUUCACUCAUCACAGGCGUCUGAGACCCUCUCAUUAAGGAAGAUAUCCUCUUUAAGGCCAUCAAGAAAAAGACAGUAUUCAGGAAGUGCCGUCUGUGAUACAGACUACAGCGAUGUCACAGACUACAGCGAUAUUGACUAUAUACCAAAAAUCAGCUCAGAUGAUUCGGAUGGUAGUUCUUCUGGACAUGACAUGGUCAAAAGUGCUUUGAUACAUCCAACAUCUCCCAAAGAGGCAGGUAGUUUAUCUGAUCAAUGUAUGACCGCACCAUCACCUAAAAAGAUGAAAUGCCAAUCUAAAGAGACAAACACCUCGUCUGGUGAUAAGACUUUUAUUCAGUCAAUGCCAUCACCAAAGCAGGAACGCAAGACGUACAACAAAAAGCAGUAUUGCCUUUAUUGCUCUAAGCCAUAUUCAAAAAUGGCCAGACACCUUGAAUUUGUCCAUCGCAACGAAGUGGGGGUUGUAAAGGCAGUAGCAUUUCCAAAACAUUCCAAAGAAAGACGAGUCCAGUUAAACCUCCUUAGAAAAAGGGGCAACUUUGCCCACAACACCGAUGUGGUGAGACAAGGACAUGGGGAGAUGAUUGCCUGCUACCGUCCAAAAAAUAGUCAAAGAGCCAAUGAAUUUAUUCACUGCAUUUACUGCCAAGGGCUUUAUAACAAGCGUAGCCUUUGGAAACAUAUCAAAAACUGUCCCCUGAAACCAAAAAAUGAGGAUGCCCAGGGCAGGAAAAGAGUUCGAUCCCUGUGUGCUCUAAACACACCAGUCGGCUUAGAAGUGAGCAAAGGAUUCAAGAAAGUACUCUCCUUUAUGAACUAUGAUGAAGUUUCGCGUGUAGUUCAUACUGACAGAUGCAUCAUGCAGCUGGGGGAGCACAUGUUCAACAGGAUGGGGUCUGAUGUGACCAAACAUGACUACAUCAGACAGAAGAUGAGAGAAGUUGGCAGACUUCUUCUUGAAGCAAGGAAGAUUACCCCACUGAGAACAAUGGUAGACUUCAUCAUACCAACUAACUUCAAACAUGUCAUAGCAGCUGUUAAAGUUGUAUCUGGCUAUGAUGAAGAGAAAAACUCCUACCGCAUUCCUUCUUUAGCUCUCAAACUUGGGCAUUCUUUAAACAAGAUAUCUAGCAUUGUUGAGAGCAAUGCUAUGAUGUAUGGAGAUCAUGAGCGUGCUGAGUGUGCCCGAGACUUCAGGAAAAUACACCAGGCAAGGUGGAAUGAGUACAUUUCUGCUGGUGCUAUAACUACAUUGAAAGAAGCCAAGUGGAACACACCACAGAUCAUUCCUUUCACUCAGGAUGUCAAAGUCCUGCACACACAUCUUGAAAAGAAACACAAUGAGCUCCUAAGUAAGCUCAGAUCUUGCCCUUCUGCUGACAGCUACGCUGCUCUAGCCAAGGUCACGCUGUCCCAGGUCAUCCUGUUCAACCGAAGGAGAGAAGGUGAGGUAUCCCGGAUGCUUUUGUCAGCUUUUAAAAGCAGGGAUUCUUCUGAGCUACACGAAGACAUUGCCAUCUGUCUGUCUGAGUUUGAGAGGAAGCUGUGUCUGCACUUCUCAAGAGUUGAGAUCCGUGGUAAAAGAGGGAGAAAAGUUCCUGUGCUCCUCAAGCCUUCCAUGGUUUCUGCCAUGGAGCUGCUUGUUGAAACGCGUGAGCUUUGUGGUGUUCCAGCAGAGAAUCCCUUUAUGUUUGCUAGAUGUGGAGCAAUGUCUGCCUACAGAGGAGGAGAGUGCAUCAAAAAAGCUGCUUGCGAAUGUGGCAUAAAGAACCCUGAUGCACUGUCAUCAACUAGGCUUAGGAAACACAUAGCAACCAUGUCUAAAAUUCUUAACCUUAAUGAGAAUGAAGCAGACCAACUGGCUGAUUUCCUUGGUCACGAUAUCAGAAUCCACAGACAGUAUUAUCGGUUACCAGAGGGAACACUGCAGCUGGCAAAAAUGAGUAAAGUCCUAAUGGCCAUGGAGAAAGGAACACUGUCUGACUACAAAGGAAAGAAACUUGAUGACAUUGAAAUUGACCCAAAUGAGCAACUUGAGGCCCAAGGUGAUUCCAUGUCAAGUGAUGAGGAGGAUUCCAGUGACCUAUCUCAGACACCAGCACCAGCACCAGUACAGACUGAUCAACCUGUUCAAUCUGAACAAGCUGUUUCACAGGAGGAUCAAGGUUCUUCAAAUGCUCCAAAAAAGAAAUGGGAGGACAGUGAGGUAAAAGCAGUAGAGAGACACAUGAUGAGUUUCAUCAAGACAUGCAAAGUUCCUGGUAAGCAAGACUGUGAAAGAUGCAUUCACGCAGAGCCAGAAGCUUUGAAGCAGCGAACAUGGACUGGUGUGAAAAAUUAUGUGCGGAACAGGAUCACGACUCUUAAAAGAAAGGGUGGUUUGUAGGGAGGGACAAACACUUCAACACUUUGCACAUUAUGCACUUUUUGUAGGAAAUGGAGCUAAAUUAAAAGAAAUGAGGAUAAAGGUGUAGAAAUAUUUUGUGGAUGGAAUGAAACAGAAUAUAAAGUGAAAAGUUAGAGUAUAAGAAGGCUAAUGAAGAAGUAGAGGAUAGUAAGAGUCAAUUUUCUUUGUUCAGUUACAAUAUAGUUGGAUGAAAUGUUAUGUUAAACUUUUUGAUAUUUCUGUCAUAGAGGGAGGGGAGAAUGUAAAGAUGAUAAAAAAGGGAAGAGUGA
Molecule: messenger RNA, 4643 nt
Organism: Carassius gibelio (silver crucian carp)
Lineage: Eukaryota; Metazoa; Chordata; Actinopteri; Cypriniformes; Cyprinidae
Exons: 11
Coding region: 679-4353 (1224 amino acids)
Molecular function (GO): protein binding
Source: RefSeq, a predicted model, not a curated record